UUAAACAACACGGAGGCAAUGUAAACCAUGGAGUAUUGCGGAUUUAUGCCAUGAUUCGAGGCGUACAGAGGCUUUGCCAAGCUGUGGUUUAUUCUGCGAGGGGUUAAUGUGUCCACAAAGGUAAACAUGUGAGAGACUAAAGGGGUCGAAAUAACUCGGAUUGGGAAAGGUUUGAUAGAGCAGCAGGAGGAGGGGGGAUUGGACGAGAAGGGUUUGUUGUGGUUUUUUUCAGCAGCACUCGAGAAACGAGCGCAGCCGCAAAACGGUGGAUCUAUCACCACAGUGUGACUAAACAAAGAGAUCCACAAUGACAGAACAGAAGGAAAAAUGGUCCUGUGACUACUGCACCUAUGAAAACUGGCCAUCUGCAGUCAAGUGCACUAUGUGCCGUGCACAGAGGUCGAGGGGUCCCAUCAUCACAGAGGAACCUUAUAAAAUAGGCACUGAUCUUGAUGCCAGUCUGGAGUGGGACCCUCCAAGAACUGAGAGUGGCAGCAGCCUCCUCAUCUGCCCUGACUCCAGUGCCAGGCCCAGGGUCAGGUCAGCCUGCAUGUCAGAGAUUGCUAAUAAGUGGUCCUGCCAGAUGUGCACCUACCUGAACUGGCCCAGGGCCAUCCGGUGCACACAGUGUCUGUGUCAGCGCCAGAGGACCUGCAGCCCCACCGAGUCCCCCCAGACUUCAGGCUCCAAUGCAGGCUGCCGUCCUGCACCCCACUCCCCGGUGGACACCUGUGAGGAGUACAAUGAUAGAAACAGACUCAACACCCACCAGCAGCACUGGACAUGCACAGCUUGCACUUACCAGAACUGGCCCAAAACUACAAAGUGUGUCGUGUGUGACCACCCCAAUCCCAAUAGCCAUGAAGCCAUAGAGCUGGGUGAGCCUGCAGAGCCCUCACUUCUGAUAAAUGAGCAGGACAGGGCGAGGUGGAGGAGUGGUUGCAGUGGAAGCCAGGGCCAGAGGAGGUCCCCUCCUUUGCCCAAGAGAGAAGACAAUGUCAAAAUGGACUUCCAGAGGAUAGAGCUUGCAGCUGGAGCCAUGAGCGGCAAAGAGGAGCAAGAGAUCGACUUCAAGAAGCUAAAGCAGAUAAGAAACAGAAUGAGGAAAACAGACUGGCUGUUUCUCAAUGCAUGUGCUGGUGUGGUUGAGGGAGACCUGGCGGCGAUAGAAGCCUACAAGUCGUCCGGUGGUGACAUCGCCAGGCAGCUCACUGCAGACGAGGUGCAGCUUCUCAGCCGGUCUUCAGCUUUUGAUGUAGGCUUUACGCUAGUUCAUCUGGCCAUCCGCUUCCAGAGGCAGGACAUGCUAGCCAUCCUGCUCACAGAGGUGAACCAUCAGGCAGCUAAGUGCAUCCCCUCUAUGGUAUGUCCCGAGCUGACGGAGCAGAUCCGCCGGGAGAUUGCCGCCUCACUACAUCAACGCAAGGGAGACUUCGCCUGUUACUUCCUCACUGACCUGGUCACCUUCACCCUUCCUGCAGAUAUAGAAGACCUACCGCCUGCGGUCCAGGAGAAGCUGUUUGAUGAGGUUUUGGAUCGAGAUGUGCAGAAAGAGUUGGAAGAGGAAUCUCCUGUCAUCAACUGGUCUCUGGAGCUGGGCACACGCCUAGACAGUCGUCUGUACGCCUUGUGGAACCGUACCGCUGGAGACUGUCUGCUGGACUCUGUGCUGCAGGCCACGUGGGGCAUCUACGACAAGGACUCUGUCCUCCGCAAGACCCUUCAUGACAGCCUGCAUGACUGCUCUCAUUGGUUUUACACACGCUGGAAGGAGUGGGAGUCUUGGUACUCGCAGAGCUUCGGUUUGCACUUCUCCCUGAGAGAAGAGCAGUGGCAGGAAGACUGGGCCUUCAUUUUGUCUCUGGCAAGCCAGCCUGGGGCCAGCCUGGAGCAGACACACAUUUUUGUUCUCGCACACAUUCUUCGCAGGCCGAUCAUAGUCUACGGAGUGAAAUACUACAAAAGUUUCCGUGGGGAAACGUUAGGCUACACUCGUUUUCAAGGUGUGUACCUGCCUCUGUUAUGGGAGCAGAGUUUCUGCUGGAAGAGUCCCAUCGCCCUGGGAUACACACGGGGCCACUUCUCCGCCCUGGUGGCCAUGGAGAAUGACGGCUAUGACAAUCGUGGUGCGGGUGCCAACCUCAACACUGACGAUGAUGUCACUGUCACCUUCUUGCCACUGGUGGACAGCGAGAGGAAGCUGCUGCACAUUCACUUCCUGUCUGCACAAGAGAUGGGCAAUGAGGAGCAGCAGGAGAAGCUGCUGAGGGAAUGGCUGGACUGCUGCGUGACAGAAGGUGGCAUGCUGGCAGCCAUGCAGAAGAGCUCUCGCCGCCGUAACCACCCCCUGGUCACCCAGAUGGUGGAGAAGUGGUUAGACAGAUACCGCCAGAUCCGCCCAUGUGCCUCUCUCUCUGAUGGCGAGGAAGAGGAAGAUGAAGACGAAUGAGUGUGUGAGUGGAAAUGGGGAAGAAAGAAAGAACUGGACACUGGCUACAUCCUUCAGGCUCUGGGAGAGUACAUUACUAUCUACAUUUCUUUUUUUUUUUCUUUCUCCAAAAUGUAAAUCUUUAACUUGUAAUAAUGCAUGUGUUCUGUGAGCUCUGUGAUAGAAAAGAUACCAGCACCAACAAACAGAAUCCUGAUUACUGCUCCUAUGAAAGCACAUCAAGUCCACUUAGUUCGCCUUCCUAUACUCCAAUUACUCCGUAUUUGUUAUGAAAGUAAUUAUCUUGUAUUACUCCACCUGAGAGAAAUACUAGUACAUAUAGGAAAAUAUACUGUUUGUAUUUAAGGAAAUCCCGAAACUGCACUAGAUGAGAAAUUUUUUUUUUUUUAAUUGCCUGACAGAAAUUUUGCUUAAAACUGAGAGGAAGCUAAUCCUCGUUUGUUUGUCAAGAUUUAAAGAGCACCUGUUUUCCUCAUUGCUGAUCCCUUUGCGAGCCUUCUGCGACCCCCUCCUUCUGAUGUUGGAUUGUAUUUAUUUGUUAAGGAGAGUUAGGGUGCUGAGGCGACACCUUUUUUCGUUUUGCCCCGUUUUAUCUGUGUUUCCGUUUGAUCCAUUCAGUCUUGAAGUAUUUUAUUUUGCACAGAUAAUAACCUACAUUCUGUGAGGGGAGGGGGGAAAAAAAGACCUACAAGUUUACUGACAUUUUUACGUGUGAUUUAGUAGCUCUUGUUCAUGUUAAGAGUGGGUGGUGGCGACGCUGGGGUGGGGGGGGGGGGAAACCAAACACUCUGCCUCUUUCUAUGGAGUGCAUUAAUAUUAAAUAUGACUCACUUGCAUCCUCGUUGUUUUCUCAUUCUUGCAUUUUUGGAUUAUUGUGACCACAGACUUGUUGUGUUUGAAUUUGUUUUUGUUUCCUCCCACUGAAAUUACAGUAUGUAAGAACAUCUAAUGAUGAUAAAUGAUGGAAAUGUUUCUAAGUUUAAUUUGGCAGGCUGAAAAGCAAAGUUGAAGCCUCUGUAAUUAGAGUUUUGAGAAGAAUUGAGCCAAAAUCUGAUCUUUUAAAAUGUCUUGGGAGCAUCCUGUAAAUCAAUACGUUAAUAGAGAACUACUCCCUUUACUUUAACUAACAUGUAAUGUUCAACAGGAGGAUAUGAAAUGUACAGCAAAAGCAAUUAGACGACUUACAAGAGUAGACCUUUCUUCUUUGCUGAAGUUCUGGGGGAGAAGAAAAUGUUUCCCUGAUACAAUAAGUGUUGAAUUACUUUAAAUACAGUGAGCUUUUCAUCACCUACAAAUGAUUUAAUAGUUUAUUUUAUUAUCGGGUUAGCAAGUAUUGUCUGUUUCCUUUUUGUUUGUGGUUUCUUUUCAUGACUCAUUGUUGGCUUGUAGGCUGCAUUUUAUCAUCGGUUAUGAGAACUUGUUGAUACUCUGGCGCCCCCCUGUGACAUAGGAUUAAACAAUAUGAAAAGAAGAUGUUGAAUCAGAAACCUGAACAUUCUCUGCUGUUAAUGCAACAUACAAAAAGUGCCGAUCUCCUUAAUCAAACAGUCAGUACAGACAGCUGGUUCUCAGAAUCGUAUCUUUUAUUUGAACUGCACUGAAUGCUAAAUGUUCACCUUGUACAAGAAACAAAUACAAAUACUCACACUAAAAACAAAAACAUA
This is a messenger RNA of Scomber scombrus (Atlantic mackerel), 4113 nucleotides long. RefSeq names its product zinc finger, RAN-binding domain containing 1a (gene zranb1a). Gene Ontology annotation, molecular function: cysteine-type deubiquitinase activity; K63-linked polyubiquitin modification-dependent protein binding. Gene Ontology annotation, biological process: protein K29-linked deubiquitination; protein K33-linked deubiquitination; protein deubiquitination involved in ubiquitin-dependent protein catabolic process. The record is from RefSeq and is a predicted model, not a curated record. The coding region runs from base 308 to 2449 and encodes 713 amino acids. Gene Ontology annotation, cellular component: cytoplasm; nucleus. The transcript is spliced from 10 exons. Lineage: Eukaryota; Metazoa; Chordata; Actinopteri; Scombriformes; Scombridae.